UAUCGUAGACAAAUCAGCUUUCCACUUAUUGAAGUGAAAUCUCGUGUGAGUUGUCAGUUGGAGAAACUUACUGUGAUGAAAGUUUAUAUCUCAUCCAAAGAAGUGACGUUGUUCGCGGCGCUGCUAUGUAAUUUCCUAGCUCGAGCUUUGCCAGUGCCAUCCUGUCCUCCCCCAGGUGAAGAAAUUACAGUAUUUAUUCCUCAUCCAACCGACUGCACUGCGUUCUACAAGUGUGACAACGGAGCACCCAAACUUGAAUACUGCUCACCUGGACUCCACUGGAAUCCAUCUCUGGAUACUUGUGACUGGCCUGACAGUGCUGGUUGCUUGUCACACAACCAAACAACAACGGAAUUACCUAUUACCACCAGUCCUGAAUCAUCUACAGAUGAUGAUGUAACAACUCCCAGUGAACUUUCCACGCCUCCUAAAAAUCCUCUUACAACUCCAGAGGAAGUCUCUACGACUCCGGAAGAACUUACCACAGUUCCUGAAGAACCUGUAACGACUCCCGACGAACUUUCCACACCUCCUGAAGAGCCAGCUACAACUGCAGAGGAAGAUUCUACAACUCCAGAAAAACUUCCCACAGCUCCGGAAGAACCUGCAACAACUCCAGAAGAUCUUCCCACAGUUCCGGAAGAACCUGAAACGAGUCCCGACGAACUUUCCACUCCUCCUGAAGAGCCUGCUACAACUCCAGAGGAAGAUUCUACAACUCCAGAAGAACUUCCCACAGUUCCCGAAGAACCUGUAACAACUCCAGAAGAACUUCCCACAGUUCCUGAAGAACCUGUAACGACUCCCGACGAACUUUCCACACCUCCUGAAGAGCCAGCUACAACUGCAGAGGAAGAUUCUACAACUCCAGAAAAACUUCCCACAGCUCCGGAAGAACCUGCAACAACUCCAGAAGAUCUUCCCACAGUUCCGGAAGAACCUGAAACGAGUCCCGACGAACUUUCCACUCCUCCUGAAGAGCCUGCUACAACUCCAGAGGAAGAUUCUACAACUCCAGAAGAACUUCCCACAGUUCCCGAAGAACCUGUAACAACUCCAGAAGAACUUCCCACAGUUCCUGAAGAACCUGUAACAACUCCAGAAGAUCUUCCCACAGUUCCGGAAGAACCUGAAACGAGUCCCGACGAACUUUCCACUCCUCCUGAAGAGCCUGCUACAACUCCAGAGGAAGAUUCUACAACUCCAGAAGAACUUCCCACAGUUCCCGAAGAACCUGUAACAACUCCAGAAGAACUUCCCACAGUUCCUGAAGAACCUGUAACAACUCCAGAAGAUCUUCCCACAGUUCCGGAAGAACCUGAAACGAGUCCCGACGAACUUUCCACUCCUCCUGAAGAGCCUGCUACAACUCCAGAAGAACUUCCCACAGUUCCUGAAGAACCUGAAUCGAGUCCCGACGACAUUUCCACGCCUCCUGAAGAGCCUGUUACAACUCCAGCGGAAGUUUCUACAACUCCAGAAGAACUGCCCACAGUUUCUGAAGAACCUGCAACGAGUCCCGAUGAACUUUCCACGCCUCCUGAAGAGCCCAAUACAACUCCCGAGGAAAUUUCUACAACUCCGGAAGAACUCCCCACAGCUCCUGAAGAACCUGUAACAACUCCCGACGAAAUUUCCACGCCUUCUGAAGAGCCUGUUACAACUCCAGAGGAAGUUUCUACAACUCCAGAAGAACUGUCCACAGUUUCUGAAGAACCUGUAACGAGUCCCGACGAACUUUCCACGCUUCCUGAAGAGCCCAUUACAACUCCAGAGGACGUUUCUACAACGCCGGAAGGACUUUCUACAGUUCCCGAAGAACCAGUAACAACUCCAGAAGAAAUUCCCACAGUUCCUGAAGAACCUGCAACAACUCCCGGAGAACUUUCCACACCUCCUGAAGCGCCUGUUACGACUCCCGAGGUAAUUUCUACAACUUCAGAAGAGAUUGCCACUGUUCCCGAAGAAUCUUCCACAACUUCAGAAAAAUAUGAAACGACAAUAGAAGAAACCUCAUCUACUCCUCAAGAAACAACAGUGUCUUCUGUAGUAAACGCAACAACUUCCGCAGAAAUUUCCACAAAUCCUGAAGAGUCUUCAACGACUACUGAAGGAUCUAUCACUACUGAAUUACCUUCCACAACCACUAAUGAAGAAGUGGGUACUACUUCCGAAAAAACGAAUUCUGAGGAAGAUGAUUCAAGUUCUGAUUCAGAAUCUGAAGAAGAUUGAAAGUCCAAACAAAUUUCAGUACGAAGAGAACCUUGAGAACAUACGAAUUUAGAAGUUACUAUAUCUUCAAAAGCAUGUAGAAAAAUAAAAUCCAACAAUGCUGUGAAUAAAUCAGUGCCCUCUUCUUA
Molecule: messenger RNA, 2360 nt
Organism: Cryptotermes secundus
Lineage: Eukaryota; Metazoa; Arthropoda; Insecta; Blattodea; Kalotermitidae
Product: cell surface glycoprotein 1
Exons: 3
Coding region: 76-2232 (718 amino acids)
Cellular component (GO): extracellular region
Molecular function (GO): chitin binding
Source: RefSeq, a predicted model, not a curated record